Molecule: messenger RNA, 237 nt
Organism: Penicillium malachiteum
Lineage: Eukaryota; Fungi; Ascomycota; Eurotiomycetes; Eurotiales; Aspergillaceae
Exons: 2
Coding region: 1-237 (78 amino acids)
Source: RefSeq, a predicted model, not a curated record
AUGGCUUGUUAUUUCCGCACUGGUCUUUCCUAUUCCGCUUCUCCUCUGUUGAUACGUUUCGAUUACCACCGUCCUAUUCAGGGUGGUGGAUAUCGGCUCUUGAUGUCCUUUAUGAUCACCGUCCCGACUCUCGCCGGCGUUGGUGCCGAAGGAGUUCGGCGUGUCGCAAAACUGUCGACAUCUUUGAUGGCGUGGCUGGUCAGUCUGGACUUAUCGGCUCUUUUGAUGGUCAUGUAA